Lagopus muta (rock ptarmigan) is the source of this 2618-nucleotide messenger RNA. RefSeq names its product DALR anticodon binding domain containing 3 (gene DALRD3). Gene Ontology annotation, biological process: tRNA C3-cytosine methylation; arginyl-tRNA aminoacylation. NCBI's taxonomy places the organism in Eukaryota, Metazoa, Chordata, Aves, Galliformes, Phasianidae. The record is from RefSeq and is a predicted model, not a curated record. The coding region runs from base 125 to 1741 and encodes 538 amino acids. The transcript has 13 exons. Gene Ontology annotation, molecular function: tRNA binding; arginine-tRNA ligase activity; ATP binding.
GCGGCCCGGGGGCGCCGCGCGCCGCGCUCAACAUGGCGGCUGCGCUCCUCCGGCCGCACCCACGUGGGCGACGCGUCGGUUACGUCACCUCUUCCCUCUCACCGGAAGCGGCGGCCGGGCUGCUAUGGAGACGGGCGAGGAGCGGCCGGGGCUGGCGCCGACGCUCCGGGCGCUGAACGUGGCGCUGGGGCGGCCCGCGUCUCUCUGGGUGAAGGAGAGCAGCGCCCGCAACCUGCGGCACCGCGACUUCCUGGCGCCGCGGGCUGCGCUCGGGGCCGCCUUCGCCGGGGGGCAGGUGCCCUCCGAUGUCGUCGCGGCCGUGACGGCGCUGGGCGGCCCGGGGGUGCUGGCGGUGCGUGGCUGCCGGCAGACGGCGGCGGGGCUGGAGGUGCGGCUGCAGCGCUGCGAGGCCUUCCGGCGCUUGCUGGACCCCCAGCCCGGCCCUGGCCCCGCCCCCCUACCCGGCCCGCAGGCGGCGGUGGUGCUGCACUGUCCGGCCCUGCGGUGCCCCGGAGGCCUGACGCCUCGCCGCCUGCGCCCCGUGCUGCUCGCUGACCACUUGGCCCAGCUGCUGCGUGCCCAAGGGCUCAGCACGUUCCUGGUGCCUGCUGUCACCGACAAGCGGAGCCAGGAGGUCCUGCAGCAGCUCCGUGUGGAAUGGCCUUCCAGCAGCACAGCCAGCCCUGAGACUCUGUCAGCCUUGAAGCAAUCUCUCAGCCAGUGCCACUAUGCCACACAUUCUGAAAGGAGGUCAGGUGUGGCCUCGCCGCCUGAGGACAUCAUUUGUAAAGUACACCUGAAAAGCUAUGUGGAGCAGCAGGGCCUGGAAGGCUAUGACCCCAACCUGGGAGUCCUCCUUGUGACAGAGGAGAAGCUGCGGUCCCUGGCUGAACUCCAGCAAGCUGUGCUGCAGGGCAUGGCAGGGUGCCAGGGGAGCUGCUGCAGUGUGGUGCACAUAGUGAGCUGCGAGGAGGAAUUCCAGCAGCAGCAAAUGGAUCUGUUAUGGAGGAUUUUGGAUCCAGGAGCCAGCAUGGAUUUGCAGAAGCACCUUGUCUGUGGACCAGUGAAGGUGACAAACCCCUUAUCCCCCAUCAGUGCAGACCAUUACUUUCAGCUCAGGAAACGCCAGAUGUAUGAAGCCUCUGUCAUGAAAUAUGGGGAGCUUGCACAAGACGAGGCCUGGACUGAGGUUAUUGAUAUCCUGACGGUGGCUGCCAUCAGGUUUGAGAUGCUGAGCACUGCCCACCGGAGCCAGAUCACCCUGGACCUGGAGGACAGCAGCAUUUCUACAAAGGGAACCAAGAGUGGUGCCUUUGUGAUGUACAACUGUGCCCGGCUGGCCACGCUCUUUGACACAUACCAGCGGGCUGUAGAGCGAGGCACAUACCCACCUCUGCCACCAGCAUCAGAACUGAACUUCUCCUGCCUCCGGGAAGAAGGUGAAUGGCUCCUCCUCUUCAACUACCUCUUGCCCUUCCCAGAAGUCUUGCAGCAAGCAGCACAGCUGCCCCCACCCAGCAAGGGGCUCCGGGUCACAGCCAACACAGAGGCAGUGUGCAAGUUCCUGAUCCAGCUCAGCAUGGAUUUCAGCUCCUACUACAACCGGGUUCACAUUCUCGGGGAGCCAUUCCCUCACCUCUUUGACCAGAUGUUUGCACGCCUCCAGCUGCUGGGAGCAGUGAGGGACAUGUUCCAUAGUGCCCUGGCAACUCUGCACCUCCCUCCUCUCAGCCAGAUCUGAGCCACCACUGAGGACUGUUGCCACGGAGUGACAAACAGCAGUGCUACAAGGGGCAGAACAGGGUACUUCCUCCCAGGCCAGGCACUGGGCUGCUUCUUGGUCAGAGACUGGGAGUUGGGGUCCAUCUGAAUCUCACUGUGGGGCUCCUCCUCCUCGGUGCCCACAAAGGAAGGAAGCACAAGGGACUGAGGCACCCAUAAAGCCAGGCACCAAUCUGUUCCCUCAAAGCUGUUUAUUGAAGGGGAGCUCUGUGCUGGCAGAGAGCUCCUGAGCCUCAAGGGCUGCUGUCCUGCCUCGUGCCAAGUCCUAACAUUAGGGCUGAAUACAUUUAUUGCUGGACAAAUGCUGUGUCUGACCUAGCAGUGAUAACUGAGGAGGGGGAGGGAAAGAUGGGUAGAAGAAAGGUCUGUGCUGUGCACAGGAGUGGGAGUACCUUGCUGCAGGAGCAAGGUUAAGCAGUGCUUGCAAGCAGCCCCAUGUUCCAAUAGCACAGUCCAGCCUUUCUGGCCGAAGGCUGUGUACAGCUUCUUAUCCUUCCUGUGCCUUGGCUGCCUGCAGGUCUGCUGCUGCACAGGAACAACCCUGCCAGCCUGAGGAAGGCACUGAAGGACUGCUCUUAUAGGGCUGGCCUGGCGGGGCACAACAAACAAACAGUGUGCUGCAGCCCUCUGUUCCCCAGCAGCUCUGUACCUUUCUUGGCCUCCUGCUGCCCUCAAUCCUCCCAGCAUGUGGAGAGCUCUGGCUCUCCCUGUGGGACAGAGGGAUGUCCAUCCUCCUCGAGGAGGACAGCACAGCUGCAUCACUGCACACACACAGGGCACCUGGAGCAGUGUGCUGGGACGUUCCUUUGCUCUCAUUGUCCCCAUGCAGAUGGGGA